Plodia interpunctella (Indianmeal moth) is the source of this 1705-nucleotide messenger RNA. RefSeq lists its product as uncharacterized. NCBI's taxonomy places the organism in Eukaryota, Metazoa, Arthropoda, Insecta, Lepidoptera, Pyralidae. Gene Ontology annotation, molecular function: Hsp70 protein binding; nuclear import signal receptor activity. The record is from RefSeq and is a predicted model, not a curated record. The coding region runs from base 151 to 753 and encodes 200 amino acids. The transcript has 4 exons. Gene Ontology annotation, biological process: protein import into nucleus. Gene Ontology annotation, cellular component: nucleus; cytosol.
UCCAUUCAAAUUUGUUCACUCGGGUUCACUCACACGAGGGUUAGUUAUAUUUACUUUAUAUUAUCAUUAUAGAUAUUUGUACAGAAAAAAAUAUUCUAGUAGUUUACUGAGACGUGUACUAAAUUUCUUUUCACCACAAAUUAAGCGAAAAUGGCAAAUGUAUUCGGAUUAAUAGUGUCAGGUCGAUUGGUGCAGACAGAUUUCACACCGCUGGAGGAGACACGGUUCCUCAUCACGAUCAAUGAGGCAGACGCUAUAAACCAUGUGGUCGUGUUCCUGACUGGCCUGACUCCCCUGCCGGCCGGCACUGUGGGCAUGGUUUACUGGAGCUGGCCUGACCCCGCGGCGCCCCCCAACUGGCAGCUCUUAGGACACAUAUCUAACUCCAAACCUUCAGCCAUAUUCAAGAUUUCAAAUCUAAAAAAACUUCAUGAAUUGACAGAUGAGAAUAAAUUUAUGAGUGCCUUUGGCCAGCAGCAAAUCUGCCACAACGCGCAGCUCGGCAUCUCAAUAGAACCAGAGGCUAAUGUGCAGCUACUGCAAUCCUCUGUUGCUCAACAAACCAACAGCUACAUCACAUUUGCACAGAAAAUGCUAGAAAACCUUGUAAACUUCGUAGCAUCAUUCUCCGUGACACAAGAACAGAUGACCCCCACUCCUGGUGUCUCCUACAUCCCGCUGAACACCCUCCACACGUGGUAUCAGAACUUCGAACGGAGAUUACAACAGAAUCCUAAUUUCUGGAAAGUCUAGUACUGGGAUUUUUAGACCAAUAUUCUGUAAGGAUAGUUUAGUUUUAUUAAUUUUAUGCCUAAGACUGUAUUUCUUAUACUUAGCGUGUGCCCCAUUGCGACUAUGAAUAUCGCUGAAAUCUGAGGGAUUUAGUGAUAUUCAUAGGUUUUCAACGCAAAAUGCUUAGUUUAGGCGGGAUUCCGAACUGAGAGACAAGAUUGCAAGCGUGCAAACAGUACCAUAUUUUAAUAUUUACUUAAUAAUGGUGUCUACCCAGACAAUAAAGUUUUAUUUUUUUGACAUAAGCCUCCUUGCAACUGAUGAUUCUCUCAAAAAUCAUUUUUAAAUACUGUCUGAUUGUACUGUUACCUAUAUUAGAAAAUUGACUUAAAUUAUGAUGGGCAGAUAUACAUUUUGUAUAUAUUUCUUUUACUUUAGAUCCAUCAAGGUUAAGUAGGUACAUAGGUACCAUUGUUUGAUAGAUCUCAUAAUAAUAAAAAAUAGUAGUUACGGCCGCUUAUUCGCUUAUUUACAAAAAUACAAUUUGGAGAUUUUUGUAUCCUUCCGGCUAAUCCAGUCUAGUAGAGUGUAACCUGCUGAGACCGGUACUAGGUGUAUACACCUGGGUGCUAGCUGUAGCCUGCUUGUCUCCGCUAUUAUGAUGAGCAGGCAUUUGAGAUGAUUGGCUGCACCUAAGUCUAGCCAGAAUGAUAAUGAUUGAAUCUAGAUCUAGCCGAAGAUAACCCAAGGUCUAUCCACAGUGCGGGAUUUAGCCUUAAAAUAUUUACAGCAUGAAGUUUUUUUAAAUUAUGAAUUGUAUGUGGAGUGUUGCAUUGUAAGUAUGACGAAAAUUUUUAAAGCAAUAAUGCAUAGGUCUCGUACAGGAAUGCUUCAUUGAAAGUGAUAUUGUACAAUUGUAACUAUCAAAGACUGCUUGUGAAGAAUAAUUUUUAAUAAAAGGAUAUUAAAUAUG